AUGAAGAAUGUAAAGAUAUUACAUUUGCCACAGCUUUUUGUGUUUGUGCACACCUGUUUUGCACAAGCAGACUUUGCCCCCUACUUCUAUGACAACGGACCCUACAGCAACAAUGGGAACCUGGCGCUGUUCAGCCUGUCAGAGGACACACCCGUCGGUACACAGAUCUAUUGUCUCAAUGGCACAGACCCCGAAGGCCAUGAGGUGAGGUAUGGCCUUUCCUUUGAUCCAGGGUCUAAAGAGUAUUUCAGGGUUGAACCCAAAUCUGGAAACAUCACACUGGUGGAAAAGCUUGACAGAGAGAAACAAGAUUCUAUUGACGUUCUUGUCAGCAUCACAGAUGGGAAAAGCAAGGUUGUGGAAAGGGUCACAAUAUUUGUAAUGGAUGCAAACGAUGAGAAACCUGAAUUCCAAAACAUGCCUACAAUCAUUGAUGUACUGGAAACAACUGAGUCUGGCAGCAGCAUUUACAAAGUGGAGGCAGUGGACAGAGACACAGGCUCAGGGGGCUCAGUCACCUACCACCUUCAGAAUGCUCAAUCCACUUUGUUUGCCAUUGACAGACAUAGUGGUAUCCUUCGUAUCAAAUCUGGAGAAAUGUUGGACUAUGAGAAAACAAAGACACACUUUGUCACUGUCAUUGCAAAGGAUGGUGGUGGCAAUUUUAAUGGCAAGGCGCAGUUUCUGUCAUCCUCUGCUACCCUGACGAUCAACGUGAUCGAUGCACAAGACACUCCGCCAUCUUUUAUUGGGACACCCUAUUUUGGCUACGUUUAUGAAAUCUCAGUGCCAGGAUCUGAAAUAUUCACUGUUGCUGCCAAAGAUGGUGAUGUGGGAAAUCCAAAUCCGAUUCGUUAUUCCUUUGAUGAUGGUGAUGAUGGUGUUUUUAGCAUCAAUGAAACAAGUGGUACUAUCACCCUGCAGACUCUCCCCAUUUAUCUGAAGAGAGAGAUCUUUAACAUUAAAGUCAGGGCUUCAGAAGUAAGUCCUGAAGGCAGACUGAUGGACUACGGGUUGACCACGGUGGUGAUCCGUGUGGUGGACCUGAACAAUAAUCCCCCCACGUUCUACGGGGAGAACGGCCCACAGAACAUGUUUGAGUUGACAAUGUAUGAACAUCCACCGGAGGGUGAGAUACUCCGGGGGCUGAAAAUCACUGUCAAUGACUCCGAUCAGGGUGCGAAUGCUAAAUUCAAUCUGAGACUGAUUGGACCAGGAAGGAUGCUACGAGUCGUCCCUCAGACUGUACUUAAUGAGGCCCAAGUCACAAUCUUAGUUGAGGACUCUGCUGCCAUGGACUAUGAGAAACACCAUUUUCUCACAUACAAGCUACUUGCAGUUGAGAUCAAUACUCCAGAGAGAUUCAGCGCCACAGCCGACAUUGUCAUUCAUCUGCUGGACACCAAUGACAACGCUCCCAAAUUCUCCUCAGACUACUACAUCGCCAGAAUUCCAGAAAACUCACCCGGUGGCUCUAAUGUGGUGUCAGUCACAGCAACAGACCCGGACGCAGGACCUUGGGGUGAAGUGAAGUACUCUAUCUACGGAUCCGGGGCUGACUUGUUUCUGAUCCAGCCUGCCUCUGGGAUCAUCUACACCCAGCCAUGGGCGAGCCUGGAUGCGGAGAUGAGAUCCAAGUAUGACUUCUAUGUAAAGGCGGAGGAUGCAGAGGGGAAGUACAGCCUGGCUGAGGUCUUUGUGACGGUGCUGGACCUGAAUGACCACCCACCCGCUUUCAAUGACAACUUCCUCGAGAAGACCAUGGUGAUUGGAGCGCCAGUGAAAAUAGAGGCUGUAGAUGAUGACGCAGAAGUACCCAACAAUGUUGUCGAGUAUGCCAUCAUGAAAGCUGAGCCAGACAACAACAUCUUUGACAUUAACGCAGACACUGGGGAAAUCAUGCUCAAGUCCUACAUCAAAUCAAUGGCCAUCAUUCAGAACAUCACCAAGCAGAGAGACUUCACCUGGUCCCUGGUGGUGCAGGCCAGAGACCGAGGCCAGCCAUCCUUCAGCACCACUGCAGUCGUCAAGAUCGACAUCACUGAAGCUACCCAACUCAAAGGGGGGCCUUUGGGAACAUUUUUAAUGCAGAGUAGAUACAACCCUUUGCAUAUCCUAGGAAUACUUGCUGGUGUCAUUAGUCUCAUGGUCAUAGUCACGGUCAUCAUCUCCACUGUCACAUUCAUGCGCAACAAAAAGUCCAAUCGGAUCCUGCCUAACCGCCGUGUAAGGAGGAGACCACGGAAACAACACUGGAACUUCAAGAUACCGGAAACUCAAGGAGAGAAAUUCAGAGUUGUAGAGGAAGACCGGGAGCCCGAUGUCAUUGUGGACAAUGUCAACUGUAACAACAAUGUCAAUAACCUAGUUAGACACUGGCCGCCACCUGCGCCGCCCUGCGCCCCAUCUCUGCCCCCUCCACCACCCCCCUACAUCCCAGGAGAGAGGCAGUGGGCAGUGCCCACCAUCUCAGCAACAGUGGCACCCAAACCUAAAAAGAAGCCAGUAAUCACCAGACAGGACACUGUGAACAAAGCACUGGUUUCAGAGCUCAAGAUGAGACUGGAGCAGAAGAGGAUACAGAAACACCAGUAG
Molecule: messenger RNA, 2595 nt
Organism: Xiphias gladius (swordfish)
Lineage: Eukaryota; Metazoa; Chordata; Actinopteri; Istiophoriformes; Xiphiidae
Gene: cdhr1a
Product: cadherin-related family member 1a
Exons: 17
Coding region: 1-2595 (864 amino acids)
Biological process (GO): homophilic cell-cell adhesion
Cellular component (GO): plasma membrane
Molecular function (GO): calcium ion binding
Source: RefSeq, a predicted model, not a curated record